GGGCCCAUACUGUCCCUUUAAUGCAGUGCUCCGGGGGCCCAUACUGUCCCUUUAAUGCAGUGCUCUGGGGCCCAUACUGUCCCUUUAAUGCAGUGCUCUGGGGCCCAUACUGUCCCUUUAAUGCAGUGCUCCGGGGGCCCAUACUGUCCCUUUAAUGCAGUGCUCUGGGGCCCAUACUGUCCCUUUAAUGCAGUGCUCUGGGGGCCCAUACUGUCCCUUUAAUGCAGUGCUCUGGGGCCCAUACUGUCCCUUUAAUGCAGUGCUCCGGGGGCCCAUACUGUCCCUUUAAUGCAGUGCUCUGGGGCCCAUACUGUCCCUUUAAUGCAGUGCUCUGGGGCCCAUACUGUCCCUUUAAUGCAGUGCUCCGGGGGCCCAUACUGUCCCUUUAAGGACCCACACACGUCACGUGACUCUUGACCUUUUCCAAGAUGGCGGCCUCCUGGCUUGCCCUCAGUGAAGGCCGGUGGGCCGUACCGUCUAUGCAGGAGGCCAUCGCUCUGGCCGGAGCCGCCGGCCGCUGGUAAAGGCUCCCCAGCCUGCGGGCCAACAGCACCGCUCCUCGCCAUCUCCCCGCCAUGUCUGCGAGCCAGCGCGCAGUGUAUCACGGGACAUGUAGUCCGCCAUCGCUCAGACUCCGACAGGAAGCGGCUCACAGGACUACAACUCCCGUGACCGCUUGCGGGCAGUGCUGCGGGAGAAGCCAGGAUCCUGAUUGGCUGGUGGAGGGGGUGCGCCUUAAAGGGCCAGUGACAGGUAUUGCUGCAGAGUCCCAUGGGCCAGGCUGGGGGACUAUUUACAUUAAUUUAACUGUGAUUAUCAUUAUUUAUUAAUUAUCAUUAUUAAUUAUUAUUAAUUAGAACUAGAUAUUUUAUUAAUAUACUCAUUGCACAAUUAAUAUACUGAAACAGUCAUUUAAUAUAAAAUAAUGUCAAAUCAGAUCGUAAUAAAAGGGGAAUCUACAGAUAAUCAUACACAGAGUUCUAAUAAAUUGUGUGACUUUUUCUUUAGUUUUUUUUUCAGUGGACGGCUGACGUUUGAAGCGUAUUAUUAUGCCUCGGGCUAAGAGGAAGCGAGCAUCGUCUGAGAGUGAGUACACCCUUCCAGGCACCGCUGCUGGGCUAUGCACUAACAAGUCCAACUUAAAUUAUAUUGGCCUCCUCCACUAAGCCGUGAGAAAUCCAGAAUAAUAUGGCUCAGAAUUCAGCAGCAAUCUAGGAAUCCAUUGCUUUAUAUUGAAAAACCUACUCUUAUUACGUUAACGUUUCUUUACAGAUUCCACAGAACCAGCAGCCAAAGCAGGUGAUAAGGAGGUGGAAAAGACUGUGACGAGCGGCGCCAUCACCCCUAAAAAUAAAUCUGCGCAGAAGACGGGCGAGCCAGAGGAAUACGCACACUGGCUGUUAAAAUCUGAGCCGGAGAGCAGGAUGGACAAAGGGAUAGAUAUGAAGGUAGGAGACACAGCCGUCCGUUCAGUGCCUGACAGUAUUCUCCCCACUCUAGCGUAGAAACCUCUAUCGUAAGGAUCUGGUUUCCACUUUGUUGCAUUAACGUGUUCGGAGAGUGAGAUUACACAGCAGAAAUUAACACAAUCUGCCGAAUGGUUUAAUUAUGUCAGAGAAUGUUCAGUGAUUUGUAGUGCAAUCUGUGUAAUACACCAGCAGAGCAGUGUCAAGCCUUUCACCUCCAGCUAUUGAAGGACUACAAAUCCCAUAAUCCCCUGACAGCCCAUUAACUGCCUUGUUGCGCCUUCAAUCAAGAAGUGGUUGCAAUUAUUGUCCCGCUAUAUAGUGGAUCUCCAUCACCAUACUGUGACGGACAGACUGGCAGAUCUCAAUAUUUACUUCCUGGUGAAACUCAUUUUAAACACAUCCCCCAGUGAUUUGCGUGUCUGACGGCUGCGCUGUGCCGCCAUGUUCUUGCCUUUCAGUUUGGAAUCGAGGAUUUGAAGAGUCAGCCUAAUCAGACUGCCUGCUGGGAUGGAGUCAGGAACUAUCAGGUGUGUUUGGGUUUUGUUUUCUCAGAUUAAAGCUACAAGUUUAGCAUUUAUAGAUCGUGUCAUUUAAAGGGUUACUCCAAGCACCAUAACAACUUCAGUGGUUUUUUUUUUGCUUCCCCCCCCAAAGUAUGAGGACUUCCAAUGUAAUGUCUUAGAGUUAAACUCCAUGUAAUGCAGGAAUUGCCUCUAGUGGAUAGCUGAGAGACCGCCAUUAAAGGCAGUCGAAAGUAAAAUAUAUUGCCAGCUAAUGGGACAGGUAGACUGCACCCAGACCACUUCAUGGAGAUGUAAUGUUGUGGGUGCCCAUAGUGUACCUUUAAAGCAAAUGGCAAACUGCAUAAAUUGUCUGUAUCGGUGCAAUAAUAGCUUUUAAAGCAGCACUGGACGUUUCAACCCAGUCGAAAGAUGUACUGAGACAAAUUAAGGAUUAUUGGGUUUCCGUAAUUUUUCUAAGCCUGACAAUUAUCACUUUUUCCAGCCAUCACUAGUGACAGCUGCAAGGAAAUUAACUCUUUGUAUGGAGGAUCCUACAGUCUCUCAGGAUCCUUCAUAGACUUCUUACAGAAUUACAGAAUAGAGUAUGUAUGCGUGAGAGUACAGCAGUGAGGUCUGUGGAGGAUCCUGCGAGACUAUUAGCUCUCAGCAGCCAAAGGACCAGGAACAGAAAAGGCGUGACAGGAAGACCAUGGCAGUGCCAGCGAAGGACCGGUUAAGGCAAGCAAUGUUUUCCUUUGCCUGCCCGGCACUGGACCCCCAGUGGCUUUGUCACCAUCGGAUGUCUCUGCAAAUUAUGUAGAGUCACCCGACAGUGACAGAUCCACAUUACAAUAAGCUUUAAAAGGGUAAAUUGUUGCAUUCAGUGUGUGUAUUUUCUCCCUUAGUUCUGUUUAUUUUUACCCUGUUUCUCUUCCCAUCCCCUGUGCAGGCAAGAAACUUCAUGAGAAAAAUGAAGACUGGGCAGAAAGCCUUCUUCUAUCACAGUAACUGUAAGGAGCCUGGUGUUGCGGGCGUGGUGGAGGUAUACACUGAUGGAAUUAUCACAUGUACCAGAGAGCCGUGUUUAAUUUAUUCAUUACAUUUAUACAUAGAUCACCCACAACCCUAAAACCACUGACAGAAUAACGGAUUAUAUUGUUACAACGGCAACUGUCAAUAGGCGGAAUAUAUUAGGCAGCAAGUGAACAGUCAGUUUGUGAAUUUCACGUGUUAGAAGCAGGAAAAUGGGCAGGCGAUGAGGUCAGAGUGACUCUAACAAGGGCCAAAUAGUGAUGGCUAGACGACUGGGUCAGGGCAUCUUCAAAAUGGCAAGUCUUGCAGGGUGUUCCUGCUGGGUAGUGGUUAGUAUCUACCAAGAGUGGUGCAAGGAAGGACAACCUAUGAAAUUACAUCAGGGCCCUGGGUGACCAAGUCUCAUUGAUGAACUUGUGGAGGAAAAGCUAGCCCACCUGCUCUGAAAUACCCAAUGCUGGCCAUGGUAGGAGGGUUUUCAGAACACGCAGUACAUUGCAGUUUGCUGCAUAGCCGCAGACCGGUCAGAGUGCCCAUGAUGACCCCUGUCCACCCGCUAAAGCACCUUCAAUGUGGACAUGAGCAUCAAAACUGGACCAUGGAGCAAUGGAAGAAAGUUGCCUGAUCUGAUGAAUCACGUUUUCUUUCAGAUCAAGUUGAUGGCCCAAGUGCGUGCGUGCGUAUAAUUUUCCAGGGGGAAGAGAUGGCAGCAGGAUGCAUUAUGGUUUGAGGAACAUGACAGAGUUCAAGCUAUUGCCUUGGCCUCCAACUGCCUCCGAUUUCAAUCCGAUUGAGCAUCUGUGGAAUGUGCUGGAAUAACAAAUCCAAUCCAUAGAAGCCCCACCCGUCAGUUUUAUCACAAAUCUGUAAAUAUUCCAGUUUUAAUACAGAACUAGGUGUCUUUCUAACAUGCAGCUACUUUGACCGGAAGCUCAUUUUCAUGACUGAUCCUUCAUGUUAGAUGUAUGAAUACCAAAUGUAAAGAUGCCAUUUUAUUUAAUUUUAUGCUACUCACCCACUUGAACAGCUUUGCACUUAAAUGGUCACUGGUCUCCUGUUCAGACUGUUUCAGUCCUCUGCCCGUGACUUUUUAAUUUGGUACAAUGCUGUAUUCCCAACAUCUACAGAAUAGGACAUGCAGCUACAGCACAGGUUAUAACGGAAUACAGCAACGUACUCCAAUCUGUAAUGAAUGACAUCAUUCUAAAUAUCUUCUAUUGUUCUUUUAAUGGAAUGUUGUUCUGAUACUUGCUCUUUAAAAGAUAACACUAAUGUUUAUAUGGCGACUUUCCCUGAGGAUCGCUAUUUUUAAGAUGCUCAAGUUCAUAAAAGACAAGUCUUAUAACUUUCUUAAAAUACAUAUUUGCAAUACUUAUUUGAAGGGACACUCUAAGCACCAAAACCUUGGCUUAAUAUCUUGCCAUUUAGGAGUUAAAUCACUUUAAGUAGCUGUUGCAAUACAGCCAUUUGCAGAGAUUCAUUCAAGCUCAUUGGACACUUCCUGUAAAGAGAUCCAAUGUUUAUACUUCCUGUAUUGCAUUGUUUUAUUUACAAUUUCAUAUCUCCUGUUCUGUUACUAGUCUGCUGGAGCCUCUUAUGUGCGAUUGCAGUUCAAGUAACAGAGCAGGAGAUCAUAACUUCUAAAGUAAACACACUGUGCUGUAAGAUUGUCAGUCACAGGUAGAGGAGGUGUGACUUUUAAAACAAAUUGUUACUAGACACCAUUGGAAGCCAUAUGUUGUGACAGACCUGAGAAGCACAUUGCUUUCCAUUUUACCAAACUGCUCUCUAUAAUAUUAUAUUCUAAAUACAGAUUGUAAAAGAAGCCUACACAGACCACACACAGUUUGAUCCAAAAAAUCCACAUUAUGACUCCUCGAGUAGCCGGGACAACCCCAGAUGGUUCAUGGUGAGUGUGAGACCCAACCAGUUCACAUUGGAGGUGAGGUUCCAGAAUUAGUCACCUAGUAUAGGACUGUACAUGUUUUUAGCAGUUAGUACAGCAGCAAGAACCUGGAGUUUAGUUAAAACGUUCCAUAAUCUGCCUUCUGAGAAAUAGGUACCUUGUUAUAGUGCGCCAGUCUUAACGGACGUGCUGUCUUGGCACAUCUGUGCAAAUCUUACAGUAACAUUAUGAAUUUAAUUCGGCACACAUCGUCACUUUUGGCAGUAGCUUAAUAUUAACACUGCGUGCAUCACACACACACUAAAGGUUUAGAGGACGCAGAAGGUCCCCGCUGUAUGUUAAAGGAAGAUGUCCUUCCUGUACAGGUGGAUGUGCAGUUUGUCCGGAUGCUGAACCGUUUCAUUCCGCUGGCAGAGCUCAAACAGAUUCACCUAAAGCACAAAGCUUCGGGGGGCCCAUUGAAGAACAUGGCUCUUUUUACCCGAGCGAGGCUGUCAGUGCAGCCACUAACACAAGGUGAGUCUGGACAGGCAGGGGGACAGGUAGAAUCCAUAUCCCAACUUCUCACCUUACUGGGACAUCCUGAUCUGACUUGUGAAGGCAUGGUUACAAAUCCUUGCUAAACUGCUCCACCUAGUGGUAGAGCUUGAAAUAUUCUGGCAGGUUCAGGAAGGAUGUACAAAAAAGGGAGAUUAAUAAAUUAAAUUGCAACAUUUUGGCUAAAAUGACACACUAUAGUGCAGGGGUAGGCAACCUUUUAACAGCACUGUGCCGAAAUAUGAUUGUGAUGUCCCGUAGCGUGCCGGCCCUAUUUCUUUAAAUUGAGGUGUGCAUGUUGCCAUAUUCUGCCUGUGUCAUUUAUACUGCAUUUCUUUGUAUCGUUGUAUUUGUGCGUAUAGGAGCUAUUAUAUUGUAUAUGUUCAUUAAUAGUUUGUGGUAUCAUGUAUAAUAAGUAUGAAUUUGGGCUGUGUAUGGGGGCUGCUUGUGGAAUUAUGUGUGGAUGGAUAUGUCACAUUAUGUAUAUGGUAGUGUGUGUAUGUGUGGGGCUGUUUGGGGUAUUGCAUGUUAGAGGCUGCAUGUGGGGUUGUGUGCAUGUAUGUGGAUUGUUGGUGGUGUUGUGUUUGUGCGGACUGUGUGUGUGUUUGUAUUAUUUGUAUGUGGGGGGGGGGGGCGGGAAUUCUGUAGCUCUGAGGCAUCCCUGGGUUUUUGUGGGGUCCAGGCUUGCCAGGUACAGCUCAAGGACAGAAGCUGCAACAGGAAGCUAUGGGCUGCUCUACUCCAGUGUGGAUUCCCAUUCACAAGUGCUGGGCGGAAGUGAUCUGAUAUCGCUUUCUCUAGGUGCUGCAGUGCAUAAAUGGAGGAUUGUCCUUCACCACCUUUUCAUAUUAGCAGAUUUCUGACGUUUCACUGGGACUCCUGACAGGCCAGAGCCUGUUUGGCUCUUGUAGCCUUGAGUGCCGUGCAAAGGCACCUCGAGUGCCGUAGGUUGCCUACCUCUGCUAUAGUGGAUAAAGCUAUAAAAUGCGUAAGUAAUGUUGGUGCCUGGCGUAUCUUUAACACAAUAUAUUAUCAGCUUCUUAGUAUAGCAGAAACUGGGUUUGUCUUUCCUUUAUCUUAGUUUGGGGUAAGUCUGGGUAUGCAUUCAUUUGCAUUUUUUUUUUUUCUUGCACAGAGGAGUUUGACUUUAUCGUAAGCCUGGAAGACGUUAAAGCGUAAGAUUGCAGAAUGCACGCAGUGGGUGUGGCUUUCACUGAAUGUUGUUGCUCGGCAGAUCUGCCCCUAAAUCACAGCAGCGGAUCAGAGGAUUAUAUUGACAUCAUUCCAAAUUGUGUAUAUUUCUGGACCACGUUUCUAAUGAUGCUCAUUCAAAGUUCAAAUUAAUACAGUAACAGGUUUGCCAUCACUCUUCUAUGGUAUUUUUCUAUAUAUUAAAACUUGAAUUUCCUAUUUAUUUGCAUUCAAGUGAUAGAUUCAUAUGUGGGUUCACUAUGGUCCAUUUUUGGAUGCUGUGAUUUUAUCGUACUUUACAAAACUGGCCACAUGCAGG
This is a messenger RNA of Pelobates cultripes (western spadefoot toad), 6957 nucleotides long. NCBI's taxonomy places the organism in Eukaryota, Metazoa, Chordata, Amphibia, Anura, Pelobatidae. The record is from the annotation of a GenBank genome assembly.